This is a messenger RNA of Drosophila eugracilis, 1892 nucleotides long. RefSeq names its product salivary glue protein Sgs-3. Lineage: Eukaryota; Metazoa; Arthropoda; Insecta; Diptera; Drosophilidae. Bases 1148 to 1714 code for a protein of 188 amino acids. The transcript has 3 exons. The record is from RefSeq and is a predicted model, not a curated record.
AUUUCCGUGAUAGCUAUUAGUAUUCAAAGUAAUCAGCUCAGGACAGCGCGCUAGAAAAUGAAAUUUUCUGUUAAAAUUUUUUUGUUUAUUCUCGUUGCUGGGACUGCCAUAUCAAAGGAACCAACAACGGAAUCCUCAACAACUGCAUUAAGUCCUUCCGUACGAAAUUGUUAUCUGAAAAAUCAGAAGGAGUACGAAAAGAUUUGCUUGGGAGGGGACUGGCGGCUGAAGACGAUCUGUUAUCGCUGCUGCUUUUACGACAACACCGGACUUGCCGCAUGCAGUGAAAUUCAUGAGGGAAGUUGUUUGUUUUCUGACUAUGAACACUAUAUUAAACCUAUUAUAUAUGUACUUUAGGAAAUUAUAGUAUAGUUUAUUAUGUUUAUUUAAUGGUGAAUCAAAUAAAAUCAUUAACUUGUUAACUGCGCUUUUAUAAUUGCUUUCCAGCAGUCAAAAAUUGUAGUUAAUAUUUUUCUGGUGAAUCUUUCUGACUAGCAGAUAAUAAAGUUAUUGUUAAGUCAUAAAUAAAUUCCCAUUUUUUUUGGUUUCCCAGAAAAAAACAUAAAAUAGGAACUAUGAAUAGAGCAAAAUAUUUUGACUUAAUGUCACUAUAAGCUUUCUGUCAUAAGUCGUCAGCUUGUGGGUAUAUUUCGAUUUCUUCCUUUCUUUGAAGAAGAAAAUUAAUCUUGCAAAAACCUUUUAAAGUCGGAAAAUCCAUUUGCCUAUUUUGCUAAUAUUAUUUUCGUAAUGCAUUCGCACCAGAAGCACGUUCAAAAUACAUCUUUUUAGUCCCAUUUUUCUGAGUCAUUGCCAUUUCAAUUACUCUUACUCACAUCAUUUACUUUGUGCCUGUAGAGUGACGAUUAUGUCGAAGAACAAUGUGUUACAAGGUAAGCGGCGCAUGCGUGCUCAACCACCCGCAAUAAUGCGAUCCAAUUACGCUUUGAAUUCUGAUAAGCAAUUUCGGCGUUUUGCUGCUUGAAACACUGCCACCAGCAGUUUGUUUUUUCCUGAGCACCUAAAGCUCUCUCCCUGUUAAUAUAGUGUUAUCAGUCCUCAGGUUUUGCUACAAGCCAAGCUCAAAUGUGGGGCUUUGGUGAUAGCUAUUAGUAUUUAAAGUAAUCAGCUCAGGACAGCACGCCAGAAAAUGAAUUUGUCUGUUGAAAUUGUCUUAAUUUUGCUAUGUUUUAUGAUGACUGGAAUUUGGACUCAAGAUGUAAGGCCAGAAAUACCAGAGGAUAUUAGGCCAACAACAACAACGACCACAACUACUACAGAGGAACCCACAACAGAGUCCACAACAACUGAAGCGAGGACAACAACCGCAACAGAACCUUCGACAACUUCAACAACAGAAUCGACCACAACUACUACAGAACCCACCACAACUUCAACAACAGAACCCACCACAACUACCACUACAGAACCUUCCACCACAACAUCAACUACCCAAAGGGCAUCAAUACCUCCGACCUAUCGACCCCCCGCUUACUCUACAAAGAAACCUUUGAUUAUGCAACCUGUAGAAAGGUGUUUUCUGAGAAACCAACUAGAGUACAGUACCUGCUGGCCAACCCCACCGACGACAGCCUGUUAUCGCUGCUGCUACUACUACGACAGCCAUAUCACCGAAUGUAGUAAGCUUCACAAUUUUCGUUGUUCGCCAUAUGAUUAUGAGAAAUUGAAAGUACACGUGAAUUGGAAACAAGUAUAAUAAAAACGAAAUUGAAAUGAAUGAACUGAGAAAAUAAACAGUGAAUAACUUUAACAGACUUUUGUAUAUUCAACAGACAAGUCUUAAAUGAUAACAAAAUAGAAUUCGUAUGGAAACUGUAAAACUUUUUUGUUGUUUAAAUUUUAGUAAAAUUAAAACAAAUUUUUAUACCAACUAA